Conger conger (European conger) is the source of this 2161-nucleotide messenger RNA. Its product is annotated as ubiquitin thioesterase OTU1-like. Lineage: Eukaryota; Metazoa; Chordata; Actinopteri; Anguilliformes; Congridae. The coding region runs from base 116 to 1024 and encodes 302 amino acids. Gene Ontology annotation, molecular function: protein binding; cysteine-type deubiquitinase activity. Gene Ontology annotation, biological process: endoplasmic reticulum unfolded protein response; protein deubiquitination. The record is from RefSeq and is a predicted model, not a curated record. The transcript is spliced from 3 exons. Gene Ontology annotation, cellular component: cytosol; nucleus.
GUUUGUGUAUACGUCACACCGUUGUGUACAUGCGAGGUGUGUAUGACGAUCCACACCUGUAGUCGCCCUGUGCGGUAUUUAUUGUUUAAAAUAACGACGGUUUGGCAAGUUUAGGAUGCUGAGGCUGCGGUGCAAGGCGAGGAACGGGACACACUUGAUGCAGGGCUUGACCCUGCAGUCCUGCGUUCAGGAGCUGAAAGACAAGGUGGAGCAGCUGACUGGUAUUCCGUGUGAUGUUCAGAAGAUCAUGGUGGGCUAUCCGCCCUCCAGCCUGGACCUCCACAACGUAAACGCCCAUCUCAACGACUACCCUAUCAAGUCAGGUGACACACUGAUCGUAGAGGAGGAGAGGACCAAGCCCAGGCCCCAGCCGGCCGUUUCUGUCUCCAGGGGCCCUCGGCGUCUGGAACUGGCCCCUGUGCUAACGCGACGCGUGGUCCCUGCCGACAACUCCUGCCUGUUCACCAGUGUGUUCUACGUGGUGGAAGGGGGCGUCUACAGCCCCUUGUGCGCCCCUGAAAUGCGCGCCCUCAUCGCCCAGGUGGUGUCCAGCGACCCCGUCUCGUACUCCCAGGCCCUGCUGGGGCGGAGCAACGAGGACUACUGCGCCUGGAUUCGGCGGGACGACACGUGGGGCGGGGCCAUCGAGGUGUCCAUCCUGUCGCAGUUCUACGCGUGUGAGAUCUGCGUGGUGGACACGCAGUCUGUGCGCGUGGACCGCUUUGGCGAGGACGCGGGACACGCCCGCAGGGUGCUGUUGAUCUACGACGGGAUCCACUACGACCCGCUGCAGAGGGAGACCCCCGGCUCGGACGCCCCGCCCCAGACGGUGUUUUCGGUAGCGGACGACGCGGUGCUGGCUCAGGCUCUGGAGCUGGCCGCCGAGGCUCGCCGCCGCAGGCAGUUCACGGACGUCAACCGCUUCGCGCUGCGGUGCAUGGUGUGCCAGACAGGCCUGGUGGGGCAGACUGAGGCCCGCGAACACGCCAAGGAGACCGGGCACACCAACUUUGGAGAGGUGUGAGAGCCGAACCCCCCGCCCCCCUCACUGCCCUCAUCCACGCCUCUUUACCCCUCUCCUCCCCUCCAUCCUCUACCUCACCCAGGGACUCCGUACAGGGGAAUCCUCUCCACCCCUUCAGUGUUACUCCCAGCUGCUGUCUGCUACAGACCUGCCUCAGACACAUACAGUAACUGUGUUGGAUUGAAAUAGUUUUCUGUGCUCUAUUGAUUGAUUUCCUCAGUGUAGUUGAGCCAACCAAGAGGACCAGGAUGUGGGAUUGUGCACUUUUUGAGAGGUUCAAAUACAGCAGACAAGCUCAGUAAAGCCUGGAAAAGUCUUUGAAUCCAAAACAAUUACAUAACUCACCCAGGUCUUGUCUGUUACCAAGUGCACCUCUGUCACUAAAAUUACUGUGAUUACUUUCGUUUUGCCUACUGUGUGGAUGCGUUAUUGUUUGAACAUUUAGCAUUUUACAAUUUAUUGACUACUGGUCAAGGUUAAGCUAAACCUGGAUACGUGUUUACUCUCUAGACUUUCCUACAGCAUUACAGCACAAGUUGUGUUUUCGCACUUUAUCCAGAGAGAAAAUGACCUCAUAUACCAUAUUCCACAUAUAUUUCAAGUACACUGUCAGGUCAGUUACACUGCAUUAAACCACAGGUGUUUAUUUAAUGAACGAUUCUUUGCUGGUACAUUCAAAAAAAGUUGAGUUGUUUACAUUGUUUACAAGACAAAACUGGAGCUUUGCUGUUAUGAACAUUAAUAUUGACUUUGCUGUAGCAGCUGUGUUUCAGACUUGAACCAGUCGGUUAUGCAAAAAUACUUUAUCACUGGUGGUUUCAGGUUGAUAAGUGAUGGUGUGAAAUGGCCUGAUUUGCCUGAUCCAGUAACUGGAUGAUUGGUUUUUAUUUGUGCCAUGCCAACUUUAGCCUUUGUAUUUCUGAUUGUAGUGGAUGGCUGUAAAAACAUGAGAUGGUCCAUGGUCUUAACAAAAUUCUACUUUUUGCCACUGAGUUAUUUGGCUGGUGCCAUUUUAGAUUUUGUUUGUUUGUUUGUUUUGCAUCAUCUUAUUUGACAAGCUGAACAUAAUACAGAUCUCCAUCCUGGUGCUUGUUAAUUAUUGGGUGGUAUGAUUGUAGAAUCUGAAGUGGUGAGCUG